Molecule: messenger RNA, 832 nt
Organism: Beta vulgaris subsp. vulgaris (sugar beet)
Lineage: Eukaryota; Viridiplantae; Streptophyta; Magnoliopsida; Caryophyllales; Amaranthaceae
Product: auxin-responsive protein SAUR32
Exons: 1
Coding region: 264-641 (125 amino acids)
Biological process (GO): response to auxin
Source: RefSeq, a predicted model, not a curated record
CCCCUACCAAACACCCCUCCCUUCUCUCUCUUCUCUUUCUCUCACUAAAAACCUUAAAAAAUGGCUUUUUCCCAUACCAACCUUAUUCUCUCCAAAACCUCUCCCCCAAUUUCCUUUGUCUUCCUCUAAAAUUUAAUUUCCCUCUCCUCCUCCUUUUUCACUCCCUCCGUUUUUUAAAGAUCUUCGAACAGUUUUCUCUCAUAAAAAGAUUCCAUACAGGCCGGAACAACAAAAGAAAACGGAGGGAGUAAUUAAUAUCGACGAUGGGUGGAAAUUUUCACUUGCAUCUACCCCACAAGAAACAACAACAAAACCAAGGUUCAUCAAAGGGUGGAAUUGGAAUUCCUAAAGGAUGUUUAGCCAUAAAAGUUGGACACACUAAUGAAGAACAACAAAGGUUUGUAGUACCUGUUGUAUACUUUAAUCAUCCUUUAUUUAUGAGACUUCUUAAAGAAGCUGAAGAAGAGUAUGGUUUUGAUCAAAAGGGUACCAUUACAAUUCCUUGCCAUGUGGAGGAGUUUCGUUACGUUCAAGAUUUAAUUGAUCGUGAAAAAUGCCUUCAUCAUGAUCAUCACCAUCAUCAUCAUCAUCAUGAACAUCAUCAUCUUCCUAAUCCUCUUGUGGGUUGUUUUAAGGCUUGAUUUUUUUUUUUUUUUUAGUUUAGUUUCAUCCAACGGCUGUGAUCUUCUCUUGUAAAUUCCGUCAGCCUGUUUAUUGGAUUAGGUUUUUUUUAGGGUUAUUUAGAGGGAGAAUGGGCGGAGUACAUGAUAUACUAUCAUGAUGUUUUCAUCUUUAUGAUUAUGAUAUGAUUUAUGAUGACGAAAAUUUAACA